Molecule: messenger RNA, 882 nt
Organism: Mesorhabditis belari
Lineage: Eukaryota; Metazoa; Nematoda; Chromadorea; Rhabditida; Rhabditidae
Source: the annotation of a GenBank genome assembly
AUGAGUGUUCUUUUGAUUUCUGUCGUUCUUCUCAUUCAACAGAUCAACGCUGAGGAUUGUCCGCCAGUGCCGGCCUCAGUUACAUGGGACCCAAUUGGAGAGGCUAAUCCCGAUUACUGGGGAUAUCAAGCAUGGUGCAGCAGUGCCAAUGGAAACUAUUACUCGUGUUACAACGAUGGAACUUCUGACAAGUGCUACUUGAAAGCCUGUGAUCCAUUGCCAGCAAGCGUUACAUCAGAUCCAGUCGAAGAUGCUAACUUUCAAUUCAUGGUGGGUGGGUGUAGUAAUCGAAGCAUGCAGUGUUACUUCGACGGUGUAGCAAACAAAUGCUAUUUCGAUGUGUGCCCACCAUUGCCUACAAGCAUCACAUGGGGACCUGAAAUAGUGGCAACUUUUGAUCAAUACGACGAUGGAUGCAAUGGUAAUCGUUUAAAGUGCUACAAUGAUGGUGACGCCGAUGGAUGUUAUCUGCCAUUUAAAGGCCCUUGCCCGUCAAAACCCGCUACUGUCAAUUGGGCUCCAGUCGGUCCCGCUCGUUUUGACAUGUUCAUGGAGAGAGCGUGUGAUUUGGGCCAAGAUUGUUACAACGACGGAGAAACCGACCAAUGCUAUAAGACUGAGGGAAGGUGUAUGCCGAAACCGGACUCGGUCUUUAACGAACCCACCGGAGCCGCUAUCGCUGGCAAGUGCCCCGAGGGCUACGCGUGUUACCAUGAUGGGGACAUCAAUCAAUGUUAUUGUCAUGACAUUGCCGGAAUGUACAUUUGUCACGCGGGUCCAUGCGGUCAAUUGAGCAAUUUAUGCGCAAAAACGUGUGGCUUUUGCGUUGGACCGGGACCCGCUUGGCCCUACCCAAUGACUGCAGCACCAAAUAUUGCAUAU